AGUGGAAGACCGCCUUCCUUGCUCAGGAGGAAGGAAAAACUUACGGAAGCAGCCCCGAGCCUACUGAAGCAGAGAAGUAUCUCGCGAAGGGUUUCUGGGUGCUAAGGGGAUGGGGCGCCAGGCCGAUUGACGGUGUACACCCGCCUAGUCGCCGGAAGUGUCUGCAAGAGCUAGGAGGUGGGAAGAUACGGAGAGGGCACUCAGGCUUUGUGGUGCCUGAAUCCGUUUAUAAUUCCACAUUUUCUCUACCAGCGAGGAGUGAACUUAGUGAGGAUCCCUCCACGCAUGUCUUGGGAAGAGUCUUUUAUGGAACCUCGUGAAAAGUGUCACCAAAGUACUGUAGCCAGGGCUGCAGAAUAUUUACUAUUACUGUGCUGACUGAAUAAGCACUUGAACGAGUUUAGCAGCUUUGGACGGAAGUGUGGCUUAAAUUCACCAGAACGCUGCGCUGACCUGCGUGGGCGGAGCUAGAGUUGCGCCCACAGCCGAGCGUGGUAGCUCACGCCGCCUGUGAGCUCCAACAUUCUGCAGGUUGAGGCAGGAGGAUUGCCCAGGCCUCGAGGCCAGCCUGGGCGGCAUAGUUAGACCCAAUCUCAAAACAAAAAACAAACAAGAGUUGGGCCCACCCGGAACCUAGCGCCGGAAGCGUGUCCGUGUGGAAACACUGCUCGGAGGAGGGACAGGAAGUGUUCCUAGGCGGAAGUUUCGGGGGGAAGCAUUAGCACCUAGGACACUUCCUGGUUCCUGGUAACAAUAGGAAGUGUCCGCGGAACUGGGCUAGACUCUUGGCUCAUACCAGCUGUGCCCCGUUCCCUCUACCUCCUUCUUUCUCCCGCUUCUUUCCCUCAUCUAUCACUCCCGGGAACCCUGGCUGAGUGUGCGUGUGUAUGAACUCGAGAACCCUCGCACCAGCAACCACUUAGGGCUCGCGGCUGCAGUUAGGGUAAGGGUCCCAGUGCGCAGGCGCGCUCCCGUUCACGACCUCCAACGGACGCGCCGGCGGCGGGAACCAGAAGGCACUCCUGGUGCGAGGUAGGGAUCUAGAGAAGAAAUUGGCAGAAAAGACUAGUGACUCUAGAGAAAUAUGAUGGUGGCUGGUUAGGAAAAAGGGACUCCAGUGAAGGAGUUUUGAGAAGUGAGAAUUAGGCUCGGCUUGUGAGAUUAGAAAUAGUUGUAUUAGGGUCCCAGGAGACUAUAGUCAGCCUAGGAGAAAGGCAAGAUGAUGAGGCAGAAAUGAGCAACCGCUACUGGGCAGGCGAGGGUUUUGGAAUGAAAGUUGCCUCCUGAAGUGAGUUUAUGUAAAAAAAAAACAAAAAAACAAAAAAACAAACAAAAAAAAAAAACGAGGUAACAUUGUUGGAUUUAGUGGCAUAAAUAUACUUAGAUGUUUAUCGUGGUGUCACAUGACUCUAAUCCCAGCACUUGGGAAGCUAAGGCUACAUAGUGAGACUCUAUCAGAAUUGCCACCCCCACCCCCUAAUACACUUGUAUAACAGCCGUGCUUGGCACAUGGUACUGUCCAGUGUGAGUUGCUCUCAUAAUUUAGAGAGGAAGUAGAAGAGAAAACAGUGUUGGAGACAGCGAGGUAAGGUAGGCAGGGGUUAGGAAAGGCAGAGGAUAAAGUUAAAUUUCAACCUUAAAUGGGAUGGGAUUAAAUGUAUUUAAAGGAAGUAAAACAGAUGCCUAACAGUUAGGAAAACAGUGUGAUGCUGAGAAGCCUGAGGCGAGGUUCGUCCCUAAAAGGGACACUACCUUCUAAGAAGCUUAGGUGGCCACUGAAGAAAGCAGCUGCUCUCUGUCAGUGUUCUCAGACCACUGGGUUUAGCUGAAGGUUGAAGAAAGAAGGGUUACACUUCUGUUAUUGUAAGGCCUGGCCAACUAUCGUGGCUCGCACCUUCAGUCUCAACUCUCAAGAGUCUGAGGUAGGAAAAUCCAUGAGUUUGCAGCCAGGUUGGGUUUCUCAGGGAAUUCCAGAGCAGCUUGAGCUUCACAGUGAGCCGAGACCAUAUCUCAGAAACAAAACAGCAACAAAGCCAGAAAUAGUUCUGGUUUGUUGUUUUAAAAAACCUCAUGGAUUUUUGUUAUGUUGUUCCAGAAUGAUAGAGUGCAGAGCCUGAAGAAGAAUAAGAUCAAUUAUAUAUCAUCUAAAAAACAAAAUCAGGUCUGUCUAGAGUCUAGACCCUAGAUUUUAGUUUUCCUUAUUUCUCUCUGGCUCUAGAGAUGACUUAAGGCUAGGGAAACUUUUCUAGAAGUUAGUGCAUGGUGAAGCUUUCUGAAGGUACGUCCAGACCUAAUAGCAGGUUCCUUGGCAUGAAUGGUUGGGGAACCUCUUUUUGACAUGCUCGUAUAUCUAAGAAACAAAACUGACUCAGUCCUUCCUUUUGACUACUGCUCCCUCUUUCUAGGCCUUGGCCCUUCUGCAGAGAGAAUGCUGCUGCCACCUGUCUGUCCCUCCUGAACCUCCAGGGUUUUCUACCACUUUGCCCCAUGGAGGACAUGCCCCUCUCAUUCAGUUGCUCUGACUGUCAGCGCCACUUUCCUAACCUCCCAGAACUGUCACGGCAUCGGGAACUGCUCCAUUCAGCUGCUAACCAGGACAAGGAGGAAGCUGAUGGCAUCCCUCACCCCUAUUGCAGUCAGCCAGGGAGCUUAGCCAACCACCAGCGGAACCACGAGACUGGUCUUUUCCCCUGUACCACCUGUGGCAAGGAUUUUUCUAAUCCCUUGGCCCUCCAGAGCCAUAUGAGGACUCAUGCUCCUGAAAGCCACCAAAGACACAGACCCCCACAUGCCAAGGAAACCAUUCCACACCUUCAGAGAGAGACCAUGUCCACUGACUCCUGGGAUCAGAGGCUUGGUUCUGGGGAAGGCUGGGAAAAUCAGACAAAGCAUGUACAAGAGACACAUGAAUGGGAAUCUGGGACUGAUCCCAGGGCAGCUUCAGGGACUUGGGAAGAACCACCUACCAAACAAAGAGAAGGCUUAGAAAUUCAGCCAGAUUCUAAAGGAAGUACAGAGGACUGGGUACCCACCACCAAUUCUGAUGGAGCACCACCACUCCCCACUCCAGCGAGCAACCUCCUUAGCAAUUUGGAACAGUAUUUGGCUGAAUCAGUAGUGAACUUCACAGAGGCACAGGAGUCCACUGAGCCUCUUCCUGCUGAGGUGGAGCGAAGAUACAAGUGCGAUCAGUGUGGAAAAACCUAUAAGCAUGCUGGGAGCCUCACGAACCACCGCCAGAGCCACACACUGGGUAUCUACCCUUGUGCCAUCUGUUUCAAGGAGUUCUCUAAUCUCAUGGCCCUGAAGAACCACUCAAGACUCCAUGCCCAGUAUCGGCCUUACCACUGUCCUCACUGCCCCCGUGCCUUUCGGCUCCCUCGGGAUCUGCUGGAGCAUCAGCAGUCCCAUGAAGGGAUAAAGCAGGAACAACCAUGGGAAGACAAAGAGAUGCCUACCACAAAUGGACAUGCAGAUGAGAGGAGCUGGGGUCAGCUAUCUAGAACAGGGAUGUUGAAUGGUUCUGGGGAGCUCAGCUCUUCUGGGCAGCUAGAAGAUGGUAACUCAGAGGAGUAUCGACCUUUCUGUUGUGGGGACUGUGGCCGUACUUACCGUCAUGCGGGUAGUCUCAUCAACCAUCGAAAGAGUCACCAAACAGGUAUCUACCCCUGUUCCAUUUGUUCCAAGCAGCUAUUCAAUGCAGCUGCUCUGAAAAACCAUAUUCGUGCUCAUCAUAGACCCCGGCAAGUAGCUGGGGAAGAUGGUCAGUCAUCAGUGUCCUCAGCUGCUCCUAUGUCAGCUGAGAAUACUCCAAAAGAGGAAGAAGUACCCACUGCCAGCCUGGACCAUCGUCCCUAUAAGUGUAAUGAGUGUGGUCGGGCUUACCGCCACAGGGGGAGCCUGGUGAACCACCGCCACAGCCACCGGACAGGAGAGUACCAGUGUUCACUCUGUCCUCGAAAAUACCCCAACCUUAUGGCUCUGCGGAACCACGUGCGGGUACAUUGCAAGGCUACACGGCGAAGUACAGAUCCAGGGACUGAAGGUUCACCUAGCCCUGUCAAGAAAGAACAACCCGAUCCAGUGGGAAUAGAAGCAGCAUUCCACACAGAUGAGGAACAUGUAUGCAAACGUGAAGAAGAGGCCACCAGUAACCCCCCAACAGCAGAUAGGACAGUGUCACAGGUGUGUAGCAUUUGUGGGAUGAUGUUUGAAGAUCUCAGAAGUCUUGAACACCAUAGCAUGACCCACAGGGAAGGAGAAAAAAGCAAGACAGACAGCACGUUGUCACCAACUAGAACAUUUGCUUGCCAGGACUGUGGCAAGAGCUAUCGACACUCAGGCAGCCUUAUCAACCACAGGCAGACCCACCAAACAGGAGACUUCAGUUGUGGGGCCUGUGCCAAGCAUUUCCAUACCAUGGCGGCUAUGAAAAGCCAUUUACGACGUCAUAGUCGGCAGUGGAAUAGAAGGCAGCAGAAACAAGAUAGUAAUACAGGUGAAGAAGAAGCCAAACUCCCACCUGUGAGUACCUGGACCCUGAAGGUAGAAAACGAUGAGGGCCCGGAUUCUUCCCGAGACCCUUGUGAGACUGAAGACAACCUGGAAAGGGAUGGGGACUGUUUGCAGGCUGGAUCUAAAGGCAACAAAUGUGUGCUUAAAAGAGAGGAAGCCUGCUUUCUGGGUGAUAAAGACGGCACAGGCACUGAGGAAGGACUAGAAAAGAAAGAGACCUGUUUCCUUGACAGCUUAGACAUUCCAGGUGAUGAGGAGAGCAGUGAAACUGGCUUCUGUGGUAGCCUCCCUGGGGUGAACAGUGACCAGAAGAGCGGCAUUUGCCAGUCUGACUCCUCUUCCCACCCUGCUGACACUGACACUGUCUGGAAGGCUGAAGCCACUCACACAUGUUCUGACUGUGGGGAUUCUUUUCCCCAUGCUGCUGACCUGUCGAGUCAUAGGUCCUGCCACCCUCCAGGCAUCUAUCAAUGCUCUCUCUGUCCAAAGGAAUUUGAUUCUCUGCCUGCCCUUCGCAGUCACUUCCAGAACCAUAGGCCAGGGGAGGUAGCCUCAGCACAGCCCUUCCUCUGCUGCCUGUGCGGUAUGAUCUUUCCUGGGAGGACUGGCUACAGGCAUCACCUGCGCCAGGCUCAUGGUGCUUCUGGCAUAACUGAGGGUUCAGAAGAAGAAGAGGAAGGCACAGCAGAAACAGCCUCUACCCAUAGUCCUCCCCUGCAACUCUCAGAAGCAGAGCUGCUGAAUCAGCUGCAACGUGAGGUGGAAGCUCUAGAUGGAGCAGGUUAUGGGCAUAUUUGUGGCUGCUGUGGUCAGACCUAUGAUGACCUAGGGAGCCUGGAGCGUCACCACCAAAGUCAAAGUUCCAGCAAUAGGACUGAGAAUGUUCCUAGCCAUUUGGAAGGAUCAGAUGAUGCAAUAGAAAUGGUUGCAGAUCAUGGCUUUGAGGGCACAGUGACCUCUGUCCCAGAAGAAGGUGGAGAUAUAAAGUCUGAAGAGGGAGUAGAUGACACAGUUGCAGACAGCCUUUGCAUGGAGGCUGGUGAAAGCUUUCUGGAGUCCCACCCUCGCCCUUUUCAAUGUAACCAGUGUGGCAAGACCUAUCGCCAUGGAGGAAGCCUAGUGAACCACCGAAAGAUCCACCAGACAGGUGAUUUCAUCUGUCCUGUCUGUUCCCGCUGCUACCCCAACCUGGCUGCCUACCGGAAUCAUCUGCGGAACCACCCUCGCUGCAAGGGCUCAGAACCCCAAAUGGGGCCCAUCUCAGAGGCAGGAGGCCACAGUGAACCCCAGAAUGCUGCAGGGGCAGGGCAGGAGCAGGCUGUCAUAGGGCAGCUCCAGGAAGAACUUAAAGUGGAGCCCUUGGAGGAGCUGGCAGGUAUCAAAGAAGAAGUGUGGGAGGAGACCACUGUAAAGGAGGAGGAACUGGAACAGGGGUUAGAGACAGGCUGUCAGACAGAGGUUACCUCUGAGCGGCCCUUUAGCUGUGAAGUGUGUGGCCGCACCUACAAGCAUGCUGGCAGCCUUAUCAAUCACCGGCAGAGCCACCAGACUGGCCACUUUGGCUGCCAGGCCUGCUCCAAGGGCUUCUCCAACCUCAUGUCGCUCAAGAACCACCGGCGCAUCCACGCAGACCCUCGACAUUUUUGCUGCAGUGACUGUGGGAAAGCCUUUCGCCUGCGGAAGCAGCUGGCCAACCAUCAGCGGGUGCAUACUGAGCGACGCAGGGGCAGGGGCACCCAGAAACUGAUUCGUGAGGAUCGUCCUUUCAGGUGUGGGGAUUGUGGCCGGACUUACCGCCAUGCUGGUAGCCUCCUAAACCACCAAUGCAACCAUGAGACGGGUCGUUACAGCUGCCCUUUCUGUUUUAAGACCUUUUCUGACUGCACAGCCCUGAAAGACCAUCAGAAGCUGCAUUCUGAUAGUCAACGGAGGCGACAGUCAGGAUGGCCUCAGAGGGCAGCAGCUAUACAUUGUACCCUUUGUGGCUGUGCCUUUCCUGGCAAGGGAUCUCUAGAGCGGCACCUCCGGGAGCAUGAGGAGGCCAAACUAGAGUUGGCCAGUAGCCAGGGAAGCCAACAUGGUACAGAAGGCAGUAAGGAGAACCUUGAUGGUGACUGGGGACUAGAGAGCAGGUCAGAUGGCAUUGAGUCAGUACUGCAGCUGGAACAUGAAACCGAAAGGCCUGGGGAGCACAGUCAGAGUCCCAGUAGGCCAGCAUGUUCAGAAGUCACAGAAUCCACACAGGAGGUAGGGAUGGUGGAUGGAUAUCAAGGAGACAGGGCACAAAUGAAUCACAAUGGUUCCUGGGUUCUUCAGGAUCAGUUAACCAAGCCAGAAGGCAAGUUGGAAGACACUGUCUCUGGGAAUCCUUGUCAUCUCUCUGAGAGCCAGUCCAAUGGUCCUACUCUGAGAUGUACAGAAAGCUGGAAUGGUGCAGACAGCAGCUCUCAACUCCAACCAGAGAGCCACUGCUGCAGCCAGUGUGGCAAGACCUACUGCCAACCUGAUGGCCCCUUGGACCCCAGCAUUAGCAGGAAAGACUGUCACAGUUGUUUGUUCUGCUCCAAAGAGUUCUUGAAUCCUGUGACCACUAAGAUCCACAACCACAUUGCUGCCCAGAGCUUUGCUUGUAGUAACUGUAGCAAAGUGUUUGAGUCCCACAAUGAACUGGCCACACACAUAAAGACUCAUGCUGUUGAGCAUAGUCAGGUGUCAAGUCAGACAGAGGAGACCAGAGAUCCACAAGCUGGGAUAAUAGAGGUAGAUCUUCCUGGGCCAGGGAAAGCUCAGGAGGCCCCGUCAGGACUUCCUAGAAACCCAGAAGAGAACGGGGAGCCAGCUAAUGAAGGACAAGGAAUAAAUUUCACAGCAGCCGAAGACAAGGAACGUCCCUUUUGCUGUGCUCAGUGUGGGCGUUCCUAUCGCCAUGCUGGUAGCCUACUCAAUCACCAGAAGGCCCACACCAUUGGACUCUACCCCUGUUCCCUGUGUCCCAAACUUCUGCCCAACCUGCUGUCUCUCAAGAACCACAGCAGGACCCACACGGACCCCAAGCGCUACAGGUGCAACAUCUGUGGCAAGGCUUUCCGAACUGCUGCCCGCCUUCAGGGCCAUGGACGGGUCCAUGCACCCCAGGAGGGACCAUUCACCUGUUCUCAUUGUCCUCGCCACUUCCGCCACCGAAUCAGCUUCCUGCGACACCAGCAGCAGCACCAGGAAGAGUGGACAGUGUCUAGCUCAGGAGCGUCAGUGGCACCAGCAACAAGCAGAGGGGACUCCUCUACAGCCUCGCUUCAGGACUCCUCACCCCAGUGGCCUGCGGACCUCAAUAUCUCUCUCUGAACUUCAGGUCUCCAAAGAACAGUUCACUGAAGCUAGGGGUGCAGGCAAGGAGAGGCUUGCUCUCCACAUUUUGCUCAGGAGUUGCUUGGGCGUCCCCAUCGCCUCUUCCCACGAUGAGGACCCUGGUCUGGCUUUUUUCUCAUAAAGAGCAUGAGGUAGUCUUCAUGUCUGUGCCCAUGAAGGAUGAAGGCUCUCCUUCCCAACCCUUUGUCACCAUGUUCUUCCAGGGCCAGGCUCUGCCAAAAUGCUGGGAUAGCCAGAUCUAACCCAGGGAGAGGCAGAUUCAGAGAGUACCACAGGUGGGAAAGCUGCCUGUGGCAGGGGAGCCUUUUACUAUAGUUUGUAACUUAUUUUCUAAAAUCUAUUUUGUAACAAUUUAAGUUUUAAAAAAGGAAAAUUGCUCCCCACCCCCCUACACCCCCAAGGAAAAAAACAACUUUUUUUUUUUUUCACAACA
Arvicanthis niloticus (Nile rat) is the source of this 8314-nucleotide messenger RNA. Its product is annotated as zinc finger protein 646. NCBI's taxonomy places the organism in Eukaryota, Metazoa, Chordata, Mammalia, Rodentia, Muridae. Gene Ontology annotation, molecular function: DNA-binding transcription factor activity, RNA polymerase II-specific; RNA polymerase II cis-regulatory region sequence-specific DNA binding. Gene Ontology annotation, biological process: regulation of DNA-templated transcription. The record is from RefSeq and is a predicted model, not a curated record.